GUAUUGAUGGAAUCAAAAGGCGAGGGAUUGGGGCGAAUUAAAUAAAUGUAGAAAUUGCGCGAGUCGAACGCUAAAAUGCUCCUUUUUGCGCACGGGACCCGGACAAAAGAAAUAAUCAAUGGUCCGACUGGGAGGCUGUUCUACCCAGUACCCAGUUCUCACCGAGAUGUCUACCCAACAACUUCAGGCAAGUCGCCCCCUACAAUAACAAACCCCAUUCACCCCCUUACAAACUCGUCAUUUUACACUAUUAUACGACUUAUUAUAUUCAAAACAAUAUAUCAAAUACAUUAAAAUGUACAGCAUGACAUUUUAUGCAUAACUAUAUUGUUUGCCUUAUUCUUCAUUGUUUAACAAUUAUAAUUUAAAAAUAAAAAUUUAAAUUCAAAAUUAUAAUUUUUUAAUUAUAUGCGCCCAGUUUCGAUAGCUUCUAGGCUGAUUUUUUUUUUUUUUUUGGCGCAGUAUUUUUAGAAAUUGGAGUUUUUUUGUUUCAAAAGGCAUCAAAUUAAAUUUAAAAUUUGCCUAAUAGAAUGGAUUUAACUGUGAGUGUUAAUGGAGACAAUUUCUUUGGUGAACGAUUUAAACUUGCAAGCAUUCUUCCUCCGGCAGCUUAAAUUUCUGGAAGACGUUUUCAUGGACCCGCCGAUCUGAAGAAGGAUAACGCAGUCCAGCCUCGAGAUGUUUGCUAAAUUCAACACUCAGAUCAAGGAUAAAUUUGGGGAGUGGCUAUUCUCCACUUCCCCAGAAUUACUACAGGUUCUGUCAUCGUACCAGAAGGCGGACAAUCUGGAAGACAUAUACAAGAAAGAGGUAGAGCCUGUUCAACAGCAAUCUCGUCCGGUUGAGACACUCGAUAAAUCAAAAUAUGUUGAACCGUUUCAGCAGAUGGUGGUACACCAGCAACAGAUCGUCCAUCAGAUCCAAAUGUCCCAGAGGCAAUACGCCUUGCAGCAAGGGACGAGCCAAGAAGCGCAACCCAACUCCUCUUCGAAACCUUCGGGACAUCCUCAAGAGAUAGAAGAUCAUUCCGGCCAAAAGCAAUCAACCGAAGAGGGUGAAUCUAGAAUUUCUAAUGAAAAACAGAGCUCCCUUAGUUUACCUGUUAUUAGGCGCGACUGUUUAAAUGGAAACUUAGUAGGUAUGGAGAAUAAGACAGAUAAAGUCCAGCUCCUUUUUGGACACGGAGUUUGUAAAUGGCCUGGCUGUGAUACGUUAUGUGAAGAUAUGAAAUCUUUUCUAAAGCAUUUAAACAAGGAACACACUUUAGACGAUAGGUCGACCGCUCAAGCAAGAGUACAGAUGCAAGUUGUGUCUCAGUUAGAACUACAGUUACAGAAGGAAAGGGACAGGCUUCAAGCAAUGAUGAUACACCUUCAUAUGUCCAAACAGCAAAACUCAACAGAACCUGAGCCGAACAACAGUGAUGCUUCUAAUGCGAUUAGGAGCAGUUGUUUACCGAAAAGUUCAUCCCCAGCUUUCGUAUCACAGACUUCAAAUCCAGUUGUAACAACGUCGCAAUUGCAGUUGUCUUCAUUGGGAUCGAACAGGGGGUCAGGACUUUCACCGAUGAGGCCACCAACACCGAGUUCGACAAAGAGGAGAGUGUGUGAUAAAUCCUCGGUUUCUCUCACUGGUGGCUUACCUUAUAUGCUGGAAAGAGCUGGACUUGAUGUUCAACAAGAAUUAGAAAGGAAUAAAGAGUUUUAUAAGAACGCGGAUGUGAGGCCACCUUUUACCUACGCAUCUCUAAUAAGACAGUCAAUUAUUGAGUCUCCUGACAAGCAGCUCACACUGAAUGAAAUUUACAAUUGGUUCCAAAAUACGUUCUGCUACUUUAGAAGAAAUGCAGCUACUUGGAAGAAUGCAGUGCGGCACAACCUAUCACUUCACAAAUGUUUCAUGAGAGUGGAAAACAUAAAAGGUGCAGUUUGGACUGUGGAUGAAGUAGAGUUCCAUAAAAGGCGUCCUCAGCGCUGUAUCAGCGGAACGCAAUCCGCACCAAUCUCUCUCUGCACAAGUGUUUCGUGCGGUAUGAAGAUGAUUUCGGUUCAUUCUGGAUGGUGGAUGAUGCUGAAUUUGUCAAGAGGAGGCACCUGUCACGUGGGAGGCCUCGGAAGUAUGAUCCUACACAGUGCACAACACCAUCUAUCCUGUAAGGCCCUCUUACAGCUCUCGAUUCGCCUGCUUUUCUGCUUGCCUUGCCACUGGCUGCAAAAUUUCAGCUCUCUGGAUGUGCCUUGCAUAAAAAGUGGCUUCUUUCCUCACAAAUGGUACAAAAAUCUAUUCUCAUUCAAAAUGGCUCUUUUUUUGGAAAAUGCUGAUGAAGACAGUGAACUUAUUUGGCCAAAAAUAUACAAAACUAAUUUUUAUUGUAACAAAUUAAGUAAGAGAAGACAUUUGGAAAAUGGAUCUAUUUUUAAAUACCACAAAGGUCAGAGUGUUGCCAUGACAACCCAUCGCUGGAAGGUCCUGGAACCCGAUGUACUUCUAAAUAGGUUUGUUCCAGUGGAAAAACACCAAAACCUCCAUGAAAUACUAAAUAAUUAUCAAAAUCAAUGGUCUUAAUAAAUAUCAAGUAAACAUUAUUUAGAGAUCGUGACCAGACCGCAUCUGAUGAUCUCUAAAUAACGUCUUAAAAAGAAUCAACUUGAAUGUACUUCUUUGUGCCACCCUCAGUGAAGAACUUCCUAGUCCAGAAAGAAUAACAAGAUAAUAAUUAACAAAGUAAGUCAAAUCGAUUUCUGUUCUGAGGCCAAAUAGAGUCAAAUGUCUCUCCAAAUUAAGUAAUGAUCAACAAAUCUCAAUUGAUAUUUCUGAAGAACACAACUGUAAAUUAGUACACAAAAAAAUUUUAAAUUAAUUUUUUUGGAAUUUUUAAAUAAAAAAAAUGAUCACAAUACUAAUACUUAAAUUGUAAGAAUUAAAAAUUAUUCUUUAAAGGAUAAUCCGCAAUUAGAGAAAAAUUAAAUAAUUUACAAUUUUAAUGUUUUUUCUGAUCGAUUUGGCAAUUUGGUAUACUGCAGAAAGGUUCAGGGCUGAUAGGCGUCAUAUCUGCCUUCUUGGUGUCCCUCUGCCCUUUAUUAUCUGCCCAAACAAGGGUAAUUUUGUUGUCUGACAAGACCCAAACUCAAGGCUCACAAAGCUUUGCUAGCCAUUGUGGAUCCUUCAGGCCUUAUCUUUUCUCUCCCAGGAUCAGAUAGGUACAAUCAUGAUUUGUCGAAAAAAAAUCCAUCCCAUUGUGUGUAAGGUUUAUCAACAAUACUAUGUUAAUAAAACAAAAAUCUUUAUCAGCAUUGUUUCAUUCACUGCCAUUUAUAACGUGUUGUAACAUUUGGAGGCAAGAGAGUAUGCUAAAAAUAGCCCAUUCAUAAAUAAAUUACAAGUAGAUGGUGUCAGAAGUCCCACAGCUCCCCUAAUCCCAUCAGAAAGGUAAGUUUUGUCUUUCCAUACCACCGAGUUCUAAGACUACACCAAUUAGCGGUGUGUGUUGAGGGCAAGGAUUGGACAGUUGUAGAAGUUUUGUAAUAUAAAAUUUGAAACUUAUAACUUUGUGGUAGUGUUAAUUUAGUACAAUAUGUCUUGGACAAA
Messenger RNA from Cimex lectularius (bed bug), 3588 nucleotides. It is a transcript of the gene FoxP, whose product is annotated as forkhead box protein P1. Gene Ontology annotation, molecular function: RNA polymerase II cis-regulatory region sequence-specific DNA binding; DNA-binding transcription factor activity, RNA polymerase II-specific. Bases 679 to 2565 code for a protein of 628 amino acids. Gene Ontology annotation, biological process: regulation of transcription by RNA polymerase II. Gene Ontology annotation, cellular component: nucleus. The transcript is spliced from 12 exons. The record is from RefSeq and is a predicted model, not a curated record. Lineage: Eukaryota; Metazoa; Arthropoda; Insecta; Hemiptera; Cimicidae.